AUGGAUGGAUUGAUUUUUGUUAACUUAAAUUGGGGUCUUACCUUCCUAACUCAGAUUGGUGCUGGGAUCCUUGGAAAUUCUUCACUUCUUUGUCUUUAUAAUGUUAUUUUGCUCAAUGAACAGGUCUUGAGACCCUCAGACUUGAUUCUUAACCAACUGGUCUUAGCUAACAUCUUGGUUCUUUUCUCUAAAGGGAUCCCUCAGACACUUGCAGCUUUUGGAUUAAAAUCUUUCCUGGAUGAUGCUGGAUGUAAAUUUGUCUACUGUUUGUACAGAGUGGCCAGAGGGGUUUCCCUCAGCACCACCUGCCUCCUCAGUGGUUUCCAGGCCAGUAAGCUUUGCCCCGGUUUCUCUGGGUGGUUGGAGCUCAGAACUAGAUCCACAAUGUUCAUUGGCUUCUGCUGUUUCAUAUGCUGGAUUCUGUGUCUGUUGUUAAAUAUAAUUGUUAUUACAAAUGUAAGUGGCCCAAAGAGUAGUAAAAACCUGAGUAUGGCGGGCAUUUAUAGAUAUUGUUCCUCACCCAUUCCUGAGAGAUUGGUGUUCUCCAUAGCUGCAGUCAUUUAUAUCUUCACUGAUGUUAUGUGUUUGGUCUUCAUGAUGUGGACUAACGCUUCCAUGGUCCUCGUCCUGCUCAGGCACAAGCAGCGAGUCCAUUACAUUCACAACAGGCUUUCCCCUAGAGCUUCCCCUGAGACCAGAGCUACAUGCACCAUCCUGAUCCUGGUGAGCAUGUUUAUCUCCUUGUACUCUCUCUCUUCUGUUUUAUCCUUCUGGGUGAUCCAGGUUGUGAACCCGAGCCAUUGGCUGUUGAACCUCUCUGCACUGGUGUCUUUAGGCUUCCCAACAUUCAGCCCCUUUGUCUUCAUUUUCAGUGAUACCCGAAUCUCAAAGUUUUACUUUGUCUGCUGGACAAGGAAGACAAAUGCUCUAAGUGUGGUCUCUGGGCCAUGA
Messenger RNA from Callorhinus ursinus (northern fur seal), 951 nucleotides. Its product is annotated as vomeronasal type-1 receptor 1-like. NCBI's taxonomy places the organism in Eukaryota, Metazoa, Chordata, Mammalia, Carnivora, Otariidae. Gene Ontology annotation, molecular function: pheromone receptor activity. Gene Ontology annotation, cellular component: membrane. The record is from RefSeq and is a predicted model, not a curated record. Gene Ontology annotation, biological process: G protein-coupled receptor signaling pathway.